Messenger RNA from Symbiodinium pilosum, 303 nucleotides. Lineage: Eukaryota; Dinophyceae; Suessiales; Symbiodiniaceae. The record is from the annotation of a GenBank genome assembly.
GCAGAUUACGGCGGCACUCACCGGUCGGGCUUCAUUGGUGGGCGCUGCAGUGAGGGCUGGACGGCGUGCUUUCGGGUGCCGGCAUGGUCGCUGGGAAAUCUGCUGGAGCUCUUGGGGAUUGAGCAGGUGGAUCACUUGAAGUUGAACUGUGAAGGCUGCGAGUAUCGAGUCUUGAGUGACCCGACAGUUCAGCGCUGGAUGUCCCUGAGCCGCGUGAGCCUCAGCGGUGAGCUGCACCAUCCGGAGAGAUUUCCUGACAUUUCCCGUGAGAUGGCCACUGCUGCUAUGGACAUCAUGUGUGAG